AGGUGUAUAUAAGAAACACUUGAAAACCACAUGAGACUGCAAUUCACCAGAGGCCACCGCAACAGAAAAGAACUUGAAGUGGGAUCCACAGAGUCUCUUCUAAGGUGAUAAUGGCCGCAGAUGCUUUGCAGGAGCUGAGGCAACAGUGUCUUAACAGAGGAGCAUCAGGAAUCAAGGGUCUCGGGAGGAUGUUUCGUAUUAUGGACGAUGAUGGCAGUAAGUCUCUGGACUUCUCGGAGUUUGAGAAAGGGCUGGAAAACUAUGGCGUGUCUGUGGGGAGGGACAAAGCCAAGCAGAUCUUUGCCUUGAUGGAUAAAGACGGAAGUGGCGUACUCAACUUUGAGGAGUUUCUUGAGAAUUUAAGGCCGCCCAUGUCGAAUGCACGGAAGCAGGUGAUCAACAAAGCUUUUCAGAAGCUUGACCGAACAGGAGAUGGCGUGGUGACUGUAGAAGAUCUACAGGGCGUUUACAACAGCAAACAUCACCCCAAAUACAAGAGCGGGGAGUGGACCGAAGAACAAGUCUUCCACACUUUCCUGGACAGCUUCGACUCUCCAUACGAGAAGGAUGGAAAGGUCACACUGGAAGAGUUUGUGAAUUACUACAGUGGAGUCAGUGCCUCCAUUGACAGCUGAUGAGUAUUUCAUCACCAUGAUGCAGAACGCAUGGAAACUCUAGACAUACUCAUGAAACCUUCAUUUCUAUUUGUGUUCACGUCAAUUCGAAUCAUUCACAUCAGUGUUUCUCAAUGCGGCUCCCAGAGACCAUUUCCCUUUCUGACACUCAAUACAGCUUAUGAGCGGAAGAGUUGAAUCAAGGGUUUUCAGCACUAUUCCAAUGGCAAUUGUUUCUCUUUUGCAUUCAGACGGCAAUUAUUAACAAACUAAAAUACCAGGAGAAAACUUUCCGUUAGCAUUCUCAUCUCAAUGCAUUUACAUUUACAUUUAUGCAUUUGGCAGACACUUUUAUCCAAAGUGACUUACAGUGCACUUAUUACAGGGACAACCCCCCCGGAGCAACCUGGAGUUAAGUGCCUUGCUCAAGGGCACAAUGGUGGUGGCUGUGGGGAUCGAACCAGCGACCUUCUGAUUACAAGUUAUGUGCUUUAGACCACUACGCCACCACCAGUCCAUUUUAUUUUGCGAAGCAAAAGCUUAGAUUAUGUGACAAUGCGUUUUUCUUUUAUUUAGAAUAACGUCAUGACGCACACCAUUUUACCGAGAAAAGGACAUUUGAACGGAAACGGCUAUUUUAGCAACCAAUUUUUUUUUUUACGCAUAUUCACCUUGUCGAUAACAGAAGAGCGCAAACAUUGGAGGAAAACUUGGUUACUGUUAACCCCAAAAAUGCAGAUUCUCUCAUCAUUUCUUCACCCUCAUGCCAUCCCAGAUAUGUAUGACUUUCUUUCUUCUGUUGAACUCAAACGAAGAAUAUCUCAGCUCUGUCGGUCUAUACAAUGCAAGUGAAUGGUGACCAGACCUUUGAAGCUCCAACAAUUACAUAAAGGCAGCAUAAAAGUAAUCCAUAAGACUCCAGUGGUUUAAUCCAUGUCUUCAGAAGCAUUAUGAUAGGUUUGGGUGAGAAGCACAUCUAUAUUUCAAUCCAUUUUUACUAUAAAUCUCCA
Molecule: messenger RNA, 1624 nt
Organism: Xyrauchen texanus (razorback sucker)
Lineage: Eukaryota; Metazoa; Chordata; Actinopteri; Cypriniformes; Catostomidae
Gene: capsla
Product: calcyphosine-like a
Exons: 5
Coding region: 111-635 (174 amino acids)
Molecular function (GO): calcium ion binding
Source: RefSeq, a predicted model, not a curated record